This is a messenger RNA of Cetraspora pellucida, 304 nucleotides long. NCBI's taxonomy places the organism in Eukaryota, Fungi, Glomeromycota, Glomeromycetes, Diversisporales, Gigasporaceae. The record is from the annotation of a GenBank genome assembly.
AAUGUCUCAUGGCCAUCCAUCUUCUAAUAUUUGUAUUGAUCAUUUUUACCCUAUAGAAGAGGAAAAUACAAAUGUUAAUAAAUAUUCUACUUCUCAUCAAAUAUGCAAAUAUUGUAAUAAGGAUGUUGUAGACUUAAUUGAUUGCUUAAAAGAUCAUUUGAAUAAAUGUAGUUUUUUUUCUUAUAAACUUCAGGAAUCAACAGACUUAGCUACUAAUAAUGCUUAUUCUCAAGAAUGUAAAUAUUUAGAAAAUAAACUUGAAAAUAUUAAUAAUAUUUCACUUGUAUCUGAUGGAUGUAUAUAA